AUGAAAGAACUCCUUGAAUGUGGAGUUCACUUUGGACAUCAGACCCGUCGCUGGAAUCCGAAGAUGGCAGAGUACAUCUUCGCCGAGCGGAACGGGAUUUAUAUUAUUGAUUUGCAAAAGACGUUACGGAUGCUUGAAACCGCGGUAGAAUUCGUGCAAGACAUCGCUGAGAAGGGCGGCGGGAUACUAUUUGUCGGUACAAAACGGCAAUCCCAAGAAGCCGUACGAAGCGAGGCUGUUCGAUGUGAGAUGUACCACGUGAACCAUCGCUGGCUUGGCGGUAUGCUCACUAAUUUCCAGACCAUCCGUCGGAGUGUCAACCGUUUGGACAAAUUGGAUGCCGAUGAAACGAAUGGGGUCUUUGAACAGAUGCCGAAAAAAGAGGUGAUAAACCUGCGACGCCAAAAAGGCAAACUCGACAAUAACCUCAGCGGGAUCAGAGAAAUGAAAAAACUCCCUGAAGUCAUCGUCGUAACGGAUACACGUAAGGAGCAUACGGCUAUUGCCGAGGCGAAUAAAUUAGGCAUCCCUAUCAUCGCUAUUGUUGAUACGAACUGCGACCCCGACCCGAUUGAUCUGCCGGUACCAGGGAAUGACGAUGCGAUCCGUUCGAUCCGUCUCAUCUGUACAGUUUUGGCGGAGUCAGUAAUUCAAGGACGGGGCGGUGCGUCAGAAGGUGCACAGGUCUCAGAAGAGGCAGCGCAACCCGAACAAUCCGAAGCCGCUGCACCCGUCGAUGCAGUGCUUACAGCGGAACGACAUGAGGAAGAGAGUACCACGAUUCUUAAAGAGGCGCAGUUGUCCGCGGAACCCGAAGCUAUUGGGGAAAGUGAACAACGUCAGACGCGUGCCCCCCGUCAGCGACGGAGAGGGAGAGCCCCUCGGCGGCAAUCCCCAUAA
Geodia barretti is the source of this 900-nucleotide messenger RNA. The record is from the annotation of a GenBank genome assembly. Lineage: Eukaryota; Metazoa; Porifera; Demospongiae; Tetractinellida; Geodiidae.